AUGUCAAAUAACCGCUACUCGGCCCUCAACCGGCGCGCAGCCCCUUCCUCCAGCCUUUUCCAAGACUAUCCGGGUUCUCGACCAUCCAGUUCCUCAUCCACCAACCGGCCAGGAGGAUAUGGAGGGUACCCAUCUCAGCCAGACGGCCGGAAUACCUCAUCGCCGUAUACAAAUUCCUACGGAGGUGUAAAUGGAGCCAGCCCACCCUCUGGCUUCCGUCCGGCGACACCCAAUUCAAAGGGCCAGUACUCGACAUCCGUCCUCGAAGAACUAGAGUCCCAGAACGAAAUUACCGCGACGACGUUGCUUUCACAAAAAGUAUCACAACUCAAAACCCUGACUGUCGCUAUUGGCGAUGAAAUCCGAGACUCCAGCACUCUAGCCGCGCAGAUCAAUGACUCCUUUGAGAAUACCGGGGUCAGGUUACGCGGGACGAUGAGGAGGAUGCUCAGAAUGGCCGAACGAACAGGUGUGGGUUGGAAGGUUUGGGUGCUUUUCUUCUUUGCGGUCUGGGCUAUCUUCGCAUAUGUCUGGCUGUUCUGA
Exophiala aquamarina CBS 119918 is the source of this 543-nucleotide messenger RNA. RefSeq lists its product as uncharacterized. The record is from RefSeq and is a predicted model, not a curated record. The transcript is spliced from 2 exons. NCBI's taxonomy places the organism in Eukaryota, Fungi, Ascomycota, Eurotiomycetes, Chaetothyriales, Herpotrichiellaceae. Bases 1 to 543 code for a protein of 180 amino acids. Gene Ontology annotation, biological process: endoplasmic reticulum to Golgi vesicle-mediated transport.